AUGAGCGGAUCUCUUGUGUAUUUCUAUUCUGUCCAUCAGGGUACAGCAGCGACUACGGUUGCUCUGUUCAGAGUGGUGUACAGAGGCUUGCAGCUCAAAGUCUUGGCCUGCGGGCUUGGCCGCCCAACUGGGGUAAAAGGCUGGGUAUUUUUGUUCAUCCCCCUCGCAACCCAUAACGUCAAUCAGACUGGUAUCCGUACGAGUAAAGACUUGCUGUCGGAACUGUCAGUAUUUGCCGAGUUGAUUAAAGGAAACUUUCCCACUUGGACAAAUGGGGCUCCUGUCCCAGCCGGUGAGGCUGUGCUCGCUGUUCCUCUCCCCGUUGGCCUUCUGCCGGCGGGCUCGGCUCGGACGUUGCAAGUCCUACGGUGCAGUUCCCUUUGCUCUUGCAUCCACAGUUCUUCUUUUACCCCCCUCCCUGUUUGCUUGCGACCUUCUCGAUUGAGAUGGCGGUCACGUCAACAGCGUGUGGUUGGCCCGUACCUGGACCGCGAUUGGAAAUGGCCUAGGAGAUGCCGUUUUUGCCGUGAUCCCCCCAGCUCCCUCGGGCGUCGAGAAUCUAAAGAGGGGAAAUCUUGCCGUUGGGUUGUAUUAUUCUCCGGCGCGAGUGGUCUAGGUCGCAGAGCAGCAUGCUGUCAUCACUGCUUACAAAGUAGCGCUUUGCAAAAUGCUUCCAUCCUUGUAGCGGUACCAUACGGAAUCCAAGGUGCGAGUGGGCUGUGA
Molecule: messenger RNA, 723 nt
Organism: Colletotrichum orchidophilum
Lineage: Eukaryota; Fungi; Ascomycota; Sordariomycetes; Glomerellales; Glomerellaceae
Exons: 1
Coding region: 1-723 (240 amino acids)
Source: RefSeq, a predicted model, not a curated record